GCACUCACCCCGCUGCUCAUCCCCGAGCACUUCCCCAACGUGCCGCUCAUCGCCGUGACCCGGAACCCGGUCUUCCCGCGCUUCAUCAAGAUCAUUGAGGUAAAAAAUAAGAAGCUGGUUGAACUACUGAGGAGGAAGGUUCGCCUUGCUCAGCCUUAUGCUGGUGUCUUUCUAAAGAAAGAUGACAACAAUGAAUCUGAUGUUGUAGAAAACCUGAAUGAGAUCUACCAAACAGGAACUUUCGUUCAGAUCCAUGAAAUGCAGGACCUUGGAGACAAGCUGCGAAUGAUUGUCAUGGGGCAUCGAAGAAUUUGUAUAAAUAAGCAACUAGAGAUUGAGCCUGAGGAACAUGAGGCUGAGAAUAAGCACAAAGCAAGAAAGAAGACGAAGCGCUCUAAGAAAGAGACUGAAGAGUCUGAUAUGAAGGGCCAAACUACAGAGCUGGUCCUCGAGCCUGUAGCACGCUCAUCACCAGAAGUGCUUAUGGUAGAAGUGGAUAAUGUUCUUCACGAAGAUUUCCAGGUCACAGAAGAAGUCAAAGCGCUUACUGCAGAAAUUGUCAAAACAAUUCGGGACAUCAUUGCCUUGAACCCUCUCUAUAGGGAGUCUGUGCUUCAGAUGAUGCAGGCAGGGCAAAGAGUGGUAGAUAACCCAAUCUAUCUGAGUGACAUGGGAGCUGCGCUAACAGGGGCAGAGUCUCAUGAAUUGCAGGACAUCCUGGAGGAAACUAAUAUUCCUAAACGGUUGUAUAAAGCCCUCUCUCUCCUGAAAAAAGAAUUUGAGCUGAGCAAACUUCAACAACGCCUUGGACGAGAGGUUGAGGAGAAAAUCAAACAGACUCAUCGCAAGUACCUUCUUCAAGAGCAGCUGAAGAUUAUUAAGAAAGAACUGGGUCUAGAGGAGGAGGACAAGGAUGCUAUAGAAGAGAAAUUUCGAGAACGGCUAAAAGAUCUAGUAGUACCAAAACUUGUUAUGGAUGUGAUCGAUGAGGAACUGAACAAACUUGGUUUGCUGGACAAUCACUCCUCAGAAUUCAAGUGAGUGUACUCUAAUACA
Messenger RNA from Alligator sinensis (Chinese alligator), 1056 nucleotides. Its product is annotated as lon protease homolog, mitochondrial. NCBI's taxonomy places the organism in Eukaryota, Metazoa, Chordata, Crocodylia, Alligatoridae. The annotation marks the transcript as partial. The transcript has 8 exons. Gene Ontology annotation, molecular function: single-stranded DNA binding; ATP binding; serine-type endopeptidase activity. The record is from RefSeq and is a predicted model, not a curated record. Gene Ontology annotation, biological process: mitochondrion organization; protein catabolic process; chaperone-mediated protein complex assembly. Gene Ontology annotation, cellular component: mitochondrial matrix.